UGUAAUCAGCUGGGUGGGAUGGAACUUUAAUCAGUUUGUAAUGUGAUUGUUGCUGUCUAUUCUAUUGCGUGAAUCGCAAAUAUUAGUGCACCUUUUACCGGGCGCAGAGCUGUGAUUUCGUAUACCAAUUCAUGAAUUAUUUUUUAUAACCAGUGCAAUCUGUCCUGCUGCUGCUGAUGCUGAUGCUUGCGUUAUCAGUUGGCAGUUGAAAAAAAUGCGAGGGAAUGCCUGAGAUGCAGACAAAGCGAACGCAGUCCAAAGGGAGAUUUAGGAACAAAAGAGCAAAUGAGCAACGCAUGGACUGGGCAUGAGGAGCAGUGUGCUCUGCUGGCGGACUCGUCCGUCAGCUCUGGGUCGACGGCAUCUGUGUCCGAUGAGGAGACAGCUGCUAAGCAGCCCAAGGCCAAGCUGCGGGUAACCAUGAAGAUGCAGCGGCGACCGCGCUUGCCUCUUCCAAGAAGCUUGCGUCGGCUCGGAUGCUACACCCUGGUGGCAUCAAUUAUUUUCCUGCUACUCCUUGUCUACCUGCCCUUCAUGUACAUGGAUGUGCACAAGCGACAAGUGGGUUUACCGGACUGGCCAAUGGAGACCUCCCGCAGCAUAGGAGACUACAUAGACCCAGUGCAGGACACAGCGCAAAUUUUACCGCGGGAGUUUUGUCGCAACAAGACCUUCCUGAUAAUCGCCGUUUGCACGAGCCUGGGCAACUUUGUUCAACGGCAGACAAUACGCGAGACCUGGGGAAACACCACGGAGUUUAACUACGGAGCAUUUGUGAAGUUGCAUGGCCAUCUCAAGGGUAACUAUUUACCAGCGACGACAGCGCGCCUUAAGCUCUAUGCUGAUUAUCUAAGCGGCGAGGGUGAUUCACUGUCUGCCUCCGUCCGCAUUGUGUUCAUUGUGGGCCGCAGCAAGUACGAAUCCCUUGAGGGCAACGAAACGCUAUCUCGAGUUCACAGCGAGGCGGAACAAUACAAUGAUAUUAUUCAGGAGAGCUUUGUCGAUAGUUACAACAAUCUAACACUCAAGUCGGUGAUGGCCUUGAAGCACAUAAGCCGGAGCUGUGCCAACAGUACCGCGUACUUCCUCAAGUGCGACGACGACACCUUUGUAAAUGUCCCCAAUCUGCUGCACUUUCUGCUCGGCGGCUCCGUUCCGCUGUACAACGAUACUCUGGACUAUCACGAUCGUUACACGUUCCUGGCGAAGUCGCCGCAGAAUCGAUUGAACGACACCAGCGAGGUGAUGUACGGACACCAGUUCUGCAACGUGCUGCCCGUCAACGAUGUUAGCAGCAAGUGGUACAUGCCCUCCUAUAUGUAUCCGCCAGAGUCCUAUCCAAAGUAUUUGUCUGGAGCCGGCUACCUUCUCUCUAUUGACGUGGUGCAGCGCCUGUACGAGGCAUCCCUAAACACGACGCUUGUCUACUUAGAGGACGUUUACAUAACCGGACUUUGCGCCCAGCGUGCCCAUAUCAGGCGACAUCAUCACCCGCUCUUCAGCUUCGCCCACUCGAAGCAUAUGUGCGCCUUCAAGGGCAGUAUUACCCAGCAUCAGGUGAAGGAUGACACCAUGGUGGAGGCCUGGAACUAUGUGUCAGAUUACAAGAUUAAGUGCCCGCCGCCAGGUCGUUACUUCAACCACAUGCGAUUGCACAAGCGCACAAACUGUUAGUAUGUAAUAGGAGCGCCCAAGACAGGCUUGAAUGACAUUAGAUGUUCUUCUUGCCCAUACUUUGAAAAGACCCAAAAAUACUUAACUAUUUUUAUUUAUACACGCCGCACAGUUUGUUAUUACGACUCACAGGACCCCACUUUAUGUUCCUCAAAUUGUAAUUUAUAGAAUACUCUAACACAUCUAGUAUGUCCGCACAUAAGAAAAGUGAUAUAUUAACCCCAUCCAACCACUCAUAGAUAUAAUGAUUGUAUGUAUUUUUUGUUUACCCGAUUACAUUGAAGAUUGCAACGAAUAUUGAGCUCGUGAGCUAUUCCCUCUGCUGUCGCAUCCAAUGGCAACGGAAGCUGUCGUUGUGUUGUGUACCCAUCGAAUGUUAUUUGAGUGUGCAGCAGCUCCAUCAAUCCAUAUCAACGUUAAAAGUAUUGCACAUAAGAUAUAUCACAUAAAUAAAUGUAAUGUCCUCGUAAAUGUAGUCCUCCGUUCUAAGCUUCCAUUUUGUUGCUCCUUGAGCCUUGACAACCACAAAACAAAUAAAUUAAUUAAAGACUACGUACACUAGGCGUUUAAGUAUUUAUUUUUAUUCAUAUAAUAGCUUAGAAUUUACAAAUAUAUAUAUAAAUAUAAAUGUAUGCUUAAUAUCAAUUAAUACCCUAAGUACUAAAUAUUUUCUACUGGCUUGCUCUCUGGUUCAGUUUAUGAUUUCUGAGUAUUACUGAUAUACUCAUAAAAAUGUCAUAAAUGGAGCAUCCCCAGAUACUUACUAAUGGUUCGAUUGCUUCGAUGACAGGCAGGCCUCUUGUUAGUGUUUCGGGAAUAUAACAAUAAAAUGAUUGAUUAAAUGCAAUACCUAACACUAUAACAUAUCUAUACAGCAUGGGAAAGAUAUAAGCAAACAUGAUACCGAUUAUGGUUUGAAAAGAUCAGAUUUAUAUAUGCAUCUACUAUACAUAAAAAUAUGUAUGUAGAAUAGCAGUAUAAUUAGAAGCCAUAACAAUUUAUUAAAGACAUUUUCUGGGCGUCAAACUACUUUGAAUUAAUUGGAGUAGUUCCCCAAGAAUAUAACAUGAUAAAUAUAAAAUUAAUUGAGUAUGUACAAUUGUGUAUCAUAAGUCAAAUAAACAAUUUAGAAAAGUACUUGCUUGCACGCACAUAAAUUGAUUGCCAAAUAUGCUUUGUAAAACAAGUUAAAUUCAAUUAAGAGCAAAAUUAAAGUUACUUAACA
Messenger RNA from Drosophila obscura, 2899 nucleotides. RefSeq names its product beta-1,3-galactosyltransferase 1. Gene Ontology annotation, cellular component: membrane. The coding region runs from base 286 to 1674 and encodes 462 amino acids. The record is from RefSeq and is a predicted model, not a curated record. Lineage: Eukaryota; Metazoa; Arthropoda; Insecta; Diptera; Drosophilidae. Gene Ontology annotation, molecular function: hexosyltransferase activity. The transcript has 2 exons.